Molecule: messenger RNA, 1715 nt
Organism: Malania oleifera
Lineage: Eukaryota; Viridiplantae; Streptophyta; Magnoliopsida; Santalales; Ximeniaceae
Product: agamous-like MADS-box protein AP1
Exons: 9
Coding region: 661-1386 (241 amino acids)
Biological process (GO): positive regulation of transcription by RNA polymerase II
Cellular component (GO): nucleus
Molecular function (GO): protein dimerization activity; DNA-binding transcription factor activity, RNA polymerase II-specific; RNA polymerase II cis-regulatory region sequence-specific DNA binding
Source: RefSeq, a predicted model, not a curated record
AUGUUCCACAAAUCAUGCAACUACUCUGAUUCAUCCCUUUUCGGAUCCACUAUACAUAAAUAGUGUGUGUAUACUUCGCCGCUGUGACCUAAUUACGAGCUAGAGAUCUUGAAAUAGCCACCCCCGCAGUCCGUGAAGUUGCACUCGAAAGAGAAACUUAACUCUGCCCGCCGUCAACAGAUAACAAAAAAUAAAAUUAGAAAGAGAAAAGUGAGAGGGAACAGUAAGAUGGAAAGGCUGACAAUUACGUCUAGGGACACGCUUAAGCGGAGGGGCUAACGGUAACGACUGAACAGGGGCGCUGGCCAAUAGGAACUCGACAGCGAAUCAUGGGAAAAGUCAGGGUGGUUUUGCAAAACCGCUCUUCCAUCAUCUCCACCUGUCUCCACCAAAACCCCUAUUCUAUAAGUGUUUUGUAAAUGCUUUCUCAGUCUCUCCCGAGCCACUAAAACAGAAAAAAGAAAAGAUACACCACAACCCCCUUCAGUUUCUCCAUCUCCCCUUUACCCAUAUAUAUAAACAUACACAUAAAUAUAUAAUCGCCCGCACGCUCUAUCUCUUUGUUCUCCAGCAGUUCCUUCUUCUGGCAAGAGAAAGAGAGGGAAAGAGAUAGGGGGUAGAGAGAAAGAGAGAACGAGAAGAAAAAAUUAAUUGAGUGAGAUGGGGAGAGGUAGGGUUCAACUGAAGAGGAUAGAGAACAAGAUCAACCGGCAGGUGACGUUCUCCAAGAGGAGGACGGGCUUGGUGAAGAAAGCUCAUGAGAUCUCUGUGUUGUGUGACGCUGAGGUUGCUCUGAUUAUCUUCUCCAACAAAGGAAAACUCUUUGAGUACUCCACUGAUUCAUGCAUGGAGAAGAUCCUUGAGCGAUACGAAAGAUAUUCUUAUGCAGAGAGACAGCUAAUCGCAACUGACCAUGAAUCCCAGGGAAAUUGGUGCCUGGAAUACACCAAACUUAAGUCCAAAAUUGAGCUUUUGCAAAGAAACCAAAGGCACUUUUUUGGGGAAGAUUUGGAUUCAUUGAGUCUCAAGGAGCUCCAAAAUUUGGAGCAGCAGCUUGAUACUGGCCUUAAACAGAUAAGAUCAAGAAAAAACCAACUCAUGUAUGAAUCAAUCUCCGAGCUUCAGAGAAAGGAAAGGACAAUGCAGGAGCAAAAUAACAUGCUGGCCAAGCAGAUCAAGGAACAGGAGAAGACAGCAGCACAGCAGGUGCACUGGGAGCAGCAAAACCAUGGCCCUAAUGCAUCUUCCUUUCUGCUAGCACAGCCCCUUCCUUGCCUAAACAUUGGUGGGACUUACCAGGGAGAAGCUCCAGAAGUGAGGAGGAAUGAGCUUGAUCUCACACUGGAGCCCAUAUAUUCAUGCCAUCUUGGAUGCUUUGCUACGUGAACCAUCGGCUCAAUCAAGACUAUAGACACUCAUAGCUACCUGAUGGGUAUGGGGUUUUGAGUUUUAUAUAUAUAUGUCCUAUGGAUAUUUAUCAAAUUGCGGUAUGCAUGGAGAAUAAGAAGGAUCAGUACUAGCGAUUCUUGACUGUUCUCUUACGUAUAUUUAUCUGAUGCUUUCUCUGCUUCAAUGAUAAAUCAUCGAUCAUUUCUCAAUGUAUUUCGGCAUCUUGAAUGUUGUAAACUUUUGCCUUUGAUUCUGUAAGUUGUAUCAAAGUCAUGGAUGAAUCUAAUUAUAAAUACUCGAAAUAAUAAUCCUUUCUCUUAAUGGCA